UUUUCUUAUUUUUUUCAAAUCUGACAACAUCUUAAUAAUCUUUUUCAAAGGCUCAACAAUGUCUCAUGAGUAAGUUCUGUCAUCACACCAUUUAAAAGUAAAAAUUUGAGUGUUUACUGGCCUAUGAAGCAUUUUUAUCUCAGAAUAAUACCAGUGUUUAUUGUUUGCUUGUGUGUCUCUAAUUUCUGUGGUCCAACAAAUUCCACAUGGCCAUCAAAGUGAUGUAAGUUACAGCCUGCACAUCUUACAAUGCUAUCUAACCUAAAGAAUUGGGGAAAACAAUUAGAGUCACCAUCACCCAUGGCCCCCAAGGCAGAGGCAAAGCUCAAAUGCAAGAUUUCAGCCUCCCGCAAGCUCUCAUUGAAGAUCCUCUUGCUGGCUCGUGCGACAGAAGAGCUGGAGGCAGAGAAAGCUGCAAGAGAGGAAGAGAAGGUUCGCUACCUGGGAGAGAAGCUUCCACCGCUGCAGCUCAUUGGUUUAAACAUGGAUGACCUGCAGAAACUGUGUAAGCAGAUUCAUGCAAAGAUUGAAAUGGUGGAUGUGGAGCGGUACGACUAUGAGUCCAAAGUCAUUAAGAACAACAGAGAUGUAUGUCACGCACCAUUAAAAUAGUAGUACAUCAACAAAAAGAGUUCAAAACGCUCAUCCAAGCUCUCUUUGGAUCCAGAAACAAGGGCUGUUAAGAAAGAGGACAUAAAACAAGAGAAGGAGCUGAACAUGGAGGUGGGUGACUGGCGUAAGAACGUGGAAGCCAUGUCUGGUAUGGAGGGCAGGAAGAAGAUGUUUGAUGCCUGAUGUUAGGGAGUUACAAAUAGUGUAAUAAUAUACAUGACUUUCAAAUUACUGUAGUUUUUAUUCCAUUUUCAAGUAGACCAUUUGUAAAGUACCAUUGUGAAUACACAGGAUAUUACUGCCUGAUAAUGCUGUUAUGUAAAUUAAUACAUUUGUACGUAUUGCCUCUCCUUUUCUUUCAUUUUCACAUAUUCAGAAUAGUUUUGAAGCUAAUAUGUGAAAUACAGUAACUAAAUGUAGCCUCUACUCUUAUACUGUAUUUCUACUAUUGGAGGGAUUUAAAUGCACUAAAAUAUUGCAAAUAAUCCAAUUUUGAAUUUCAUUUGUAACUGCGACAGAUAUUGUCCUUUUAUACAGGGAGUUCUCGCUGUUUUUCAUGUAGUGUCUCUGCUAAGCUAUGCCAUUGACUUACUGUGACAAAGCAUCAGAGAUAUUUUCUGUCAGAGCCUGGAUUAACUUAACCUUUCCUCUUGACUGGAAUGAAUUCCUCUCCAAUAAUAAACAGUAAACACGGUCACACACUAGUAGCUGUUCUUGGGCUGACAUCAGAGACAGUCAGUAAGAGGAAGGCAGAAUGAUGGAGCGUGAUGGGAUGGAGUCGGCAGCCUCCAAGGAAUUUAUGAGCGCUCACGCGCAAAUACAGUAUGUGCCCACAUAAAUGUGUCAGACUGUUAUUCUUACUGUGUAGAGCAUUUUCAUCCCAGUGGUAAAAGAUUAAAAUGGUCCUCACACAUCACAGUUGUACAGUGUCUCUCCUCAGACUUGUGUUUCCCUGAAAUUGUCUUGUUGUGAUAGAGUGUUGGAAAACCCCUCUCUAUCUGAGCAGUCUAGGUUUAAACUCCUGGAAGAGCUGCAUGAUCUAGUUGCAGGACAGAAUAUAAUCUGUAUAGUCACAUUUGACUGGAAUUUGUCCAUUUUUCUGCUUGUGCUGUUCUGACACUGCUGAGUGAGUAUGGUGUAUGCUAAAGGUGUGUUGGGGAUUCAUAUGAUAAGGAAGCAGAAUGUCAGCCACAUGUCAAACCUUUCUUUAACGUUGUUAAAAUAACCUGUAUCUACACGGCUGACUUAGUUCCUGGUCAUUGGUGUGGUGAUUGCACCAUCAGCUGUGAAUGUUACUAUU
Molecule: messenger RNA, 1912 nt
Organism: Micropterus salmoides (largemouth bass)
Lineage: Eukaryota; Metazoa; Chordata; Actinopteri; Centrarchiformes; Centrarchidae
Gene: tnni1c
Product: troponin I, skeletal, slow c
Exons: 6
Biological process (GO): muscle contraction
Cellular component (GO): troponin complex
Source: RefSeq, a predicted model, not a curated record